GUCGUUAGCUCCCCUGUCAGACCCUCAUCGACAAAAAGCAGAGAUGAACCUUCCCUUCCUCCCGCCGACAGUAUCGACCAGUAAGCACUAUCGCUAUUAGCAAUGACCCCACAAUCUGCUCUCUCCCAGCUGCUGCAAAUCGAGGCUGAUCUGUCGUCAGCUCUUGGACACGAGGACAAUGACGCACAGCUAGAGCAUCUUCUCUCCCGAGUCGAUGCUAUAGGUCUUAAGCUGAGUCAGGUCGCACAAGAUGGCAUGAGCGAUGUAGCAUCUUGGACACAGGUGGCAAACGCUGUGCAGGCGAUAUGGACGAUAGCGGUCUCUUUCGCUGAGCAAGAAAAGAGACUGCUGCGACGACAGAAAGACGUCGCAGACGACGUCAUGCUGCUGCUGCAAAAGCAGACCAGACUCUCUGCCGCUGUAACGCUUCCAGAUAGACAACAUGAAGACCGUAAAGAUUGCGGACAGUCAGAUCUUCAUUUGCUCAAUGUAGCAUCAUCUUCGAAAUAUAGCGAACAAAGUCUCAACGCUGCCAUUAUGCGGCGAUGGAUGUUGGAGCACAUCGAUCACCCAUUCCCUAACAACCAUGACAAAGAAGAGCUUGCAAAAGAGACUAAUCGGCGUGCUCCAAGCGGGAAAAGCCAGCUACGACCCGAGCAGGUGAGUCGAAGGCGUCAAAAGGAGAAAGGCAUACGUUACUGCCCCUCUGCUUGUUCACACGUCAAUUUGCCCAUACCCUCCCUCCAUCCAGGCCACACUCUGGUUCAUCAACACUCGCCGUCGCUCUGGCUGGACCUCAUGGGCUCGACGCUUUGCCAAUAGUGACAAGGCUCGGCUACGAGCUAUCGUGGCAGCCAUCCGUGGAGAAGUCCUAGACAUACGUGGCGCUGAGGAGGAGGUCAAUGACUCACUGGAGGAGCUCGUCGAGGCACAUG
Molecule: messenger RNA, 935 nt
Organism: Microstroma glucosiphilum
Lineage: Eukaryota; Fungi; Basidiomycota; Exobasidiomycetes; Microstromatales; Microstromataceae
Exons: 1
Coding region: 103-822 (239 amino acids)
Biological process (GO): regulation of DNA-templated transcription
Molecular function (GO): DNA binding
Source: RefSeq, a predicted model, not a curated record